Messenger RNA from Paramuricea clavata, 7184 nucleotides. The record is from the annotation of a GenBank genome assembly. Lineage: Eukaryota; Metazoa; Cnidaria; Anthozoa; Malacalcyonacea; Plexauridae.
AUGAAGAUAUGCCUAAUAGAACUUCUCCACGGUAAGAUAUGACAGGAUUAUGCUUUAUGACCUGAUGACCUUCAUGGUCGCAACCUGGGGAAAAUCUUAAUGAUGCACUGACAAUAUCUGAUUUGGCAACGCUCAUCUUAUAGUCGUCUAAACGAAAUCAACAGUGUUUGCGUAAAAUUUGGAGAGCAAUUUGCAAUAAACAUGCACGAGUGGUUUUGUGAGUUUUUUAGAAUGCAUGUACUGAUAAAAUAUAAAACGAAAUGGCAAAGUAAAUUUAGUUGGAGUUGAAGUGUGUCAAUGAAUUUAUGCUAAUUAAUGAUAAUUUAAGUUCAAUUUUGUUUUGACACGAACACGGAUGUUUAUGAAGAAGGAACAGCACAUUGCUGUAGUUGUGAUGCGACAUGAAACUAAGUGAUUGCCUAAAUAUUUAAAAUUUGCGAUACGACUAGGACAAUACCAACUGUUUAAUGCAACUAACUAUAUGUUUAAUUGUUUGGGUUGGAUCACUACUAUUAGAUCACUGUGGGUUUAUAGAUGGGGGACGAAGACGAAGCUGGCAAAUGGACGUAUUUUAUUAUAGAUUAUAUUACCCAUGCCCAAAAAGUGAAGGAAAUGCGUUGCCCUAUCUUCGUGAACUGACGCCUAUCCCACAAGAAACCUACUUUACUUUACAGCAGCAUAUGAAACGGAGGCAGCAUUUUCCUUGCGAUAGUAAGUCCUUACUCCUUAGUAGUCCAUAGUAGAUUUGAGAUAAAACAUGCUUGUAGUGUUUGGGUGUAAAGGCCAGUUCAAACGAGGAUGAGAGUUUAUGAGAGUUAGCAGUAACGCAUUGUUAUAGGGGACAUUUCAAACUCUAGAUUUACAAAAUAAAAGAUUGAUGAGCGUUCCAGCUACGUUUUAACUUGAAUAGAAUACAUGAUAGUGUUUGGAAAGCAACUGAGAAGAGCUAACCAGGUCGCGUGACUGCAACUCUCAUGUACUCUCAUCCGGGUUCGAUCAGGGCUUAAUGGUGUAUGUAUCGACUUUUGCAUGAAGUGCUGUAAAAUAUAAAACGAAAUGGUGAGGUAAAUUUAGUUAGAGUUGAAAUAUGGCAAUGUAUUUAUGGUAUUGAUAAUUUUGGUUUGACACGAACACGGAUGUUUUCAUGCAUAUAAUUAGAUACGACAGACAUGCAUUCCAUUCCCUGUGCAUUAGCUUGAGACGUGACUGCAUUCAUAACCGUCAAUGAACGCAACAUAUAUACGUGGUGAGUAUGAAACUAAGUGAUUGCCUAAAUAUUUAAAAUUUGCUAACAUAUUUAAAAUUUGCCAUACAACUAGGACAACAUCAAUUUAAUACAACUAUAUAUUUAAUUGUUUAAUUUGGAUAGUUAGAUACGACAGUUACACCAAAACGUGAGGCAAAUACAAGGUCACGUACUCACGUGACUUCCAACUUUCAUGCACUCUCAUCCAUGGUUGAUCCGAGCUAAAUGCUAUACGUGUUAUACAUAGAUAUCUUAUAUACACUAGAUAGUGCAUCUAAUUAUUCUGCAAUUCAAAAAUUGAAGCCGUGAUUGCAGGCUCAGGAUAUUCCCAUGAAAUGAAAAGAUUCGUAUGUAUCCUAUUUCUUAAACAGGGAACUUAAACAUUAAGUUAAUCCUAUUAUAAAUACAUUUUCAAACUAUUCAAAUGAUGAAAGUUAUUGUUAUUUUUUAAGUGUUUAUUAGCGAGUGGGAAGCUCCAACAUGGCCGCCAUCUAUUCAAAUGGGGGUAACCGCUGGAAUAUUCUUGGCUUCAAUUUUACUAAAAGAGAUGCGCUAUCUAGUGUAUAUAAGAUAUUUAUGGUGUUAUAUUGGUUUGACACGAACACGUACGGAUCUUUUUAAUGCAUCUAAUCAGAUACGACAGUAACUAUCAUAUUGCAUUUCCGGUGCAUUUGCUUGGGACGUGACAACAUUUAUAAGUCAAUGUGCAACUAUAUGUUUAAUUGUUUGGGUUAGAUAGUUAGACAUGACAAUAAUACCAAAACGUGACGUAAACACACACCAUUACGCACCCAACUACUUUCUGCCUCACCAUAUACAUAUACGCGUGUACUAGGGUAUAAAACGUGCACUCCCAGUUUCCGUUGCGGCAAGAAUAUUAUGAUACAAUGUGCUGCGUUGUAAUGCAGUUCUGUUAAAACAAUAUAUAAUGGUAUAUUUCGAUAUACUAUCGUAUCAUAUUCUAUAAUUAGACUAAAUACGCAUGAAGUUAGUAAAAUAGAUAGUGCUACGACUUUUACAGAUUGAAAAAUCUGAACUAGAAUAACAAUUACCCAAAGACAAAUUACAGUAAGACGGAAAUCAAGGGUCUUUCCGGAAUAAUAAUAUACAUGAAAACAUUUCUCAAUUCUGAUUGGCUUAGGGCAGUGUUUACAAAGAGGUCUACAAUUUCCUGGUUUUGGAACAUUCAUCCGUGAGAAUACCCUGGAUUCCAGAGACUUCGACAGUAAAUAAUAAAUUGAAACGUCGCGAAGGCUCUGGUUCAACGGGACGAUUCUUUGAUUAAACCGCGCCAAUCACAAAACAGAAUUAGUGGUUUUAGUGUACUAAAACCACUAAUUCUGUUUUGUUAUUGGCGCGAUUUAAUCAAAGAAUCUACCCGUUGAAUCAUAGCCUUCGCGACGUUUCAAUUUGUUAUUUACUGUCGAAGGCUCCGGAAUCCAGGGUACCGUGGAUAAGAACGGUGUUUUAUAAAAUGUGGGGCUAGCCAUUUCAAUUUUUAGUUAUACGACAGCUGUUGAAGAGGAAACAUCAAACAAACAAGGAUUCACUCAAGAGAAAUAAGGAAAUCGUAUCAAAGACGUCUGUAAGUACUGUAUACCUGCAAUAUUUCCUCACAGACGUUGAAUUAAUGUACAAUGUACUGUUGGAACGCCGGGAAUCAUCAAUGCUUCAAAGCAAUAUUGGACGUUCGUUAUGCUUUAAAAAUUUUCACCAUUGCUUUAAUUCGCUGUUGUUGAUCUGUUAGAUGUAUAGUUCGUACUCGAUUAUGACAAUCUAAACAAAGGUCUCUUUAGCUGUAGCAAUUUUCCAGCUGCUCUAGAAGUGGCUACGAAUGAUUUCGGCAAAUGUUGGUAAAAUAUUUUAGUUGCAAUAUAACCCUUGAUUUUGAUAUCCAGCCAGUAGACAACGGCAAUACCAAUCAGUACUCGAUAAUGGUGGCUCAAUCUACGUAGUAGUAUACCUAUACAAUCCAGGAAGAGUCUGUCUUCCUAAAUAGUAAACCUUGCGUAAAUGUUAGAUGUACUUUAUAGCUGUAUUUAAACCUAGUUUAACAAUAAAAUACUGCAUUAUACCAAUGGUACAAUUAUCUAAAAUACCAGUAUACCUGAAACCCCUGGCCGAGCCUGAUAUGUUCGUCACGACUGUCAGGUCGUCGACAUCUAGACAGUGAUAAAACAAAUAUAUUAGUAUCCAUGCAAUAAUAAAUCAAUCCUUGUUCAUACUUAUACACUGGGCAAUAGAUAUGAUAAUCACCUGUGUAUAUUCGUCCUGUGCCGGAGUAAACCGGAGCAUCCGGAGAAAAUCCACGACUUUGGGCAGAGUGUUGACUGACUCUUUCCACUUGAGUCCAUAGCGAGAAUCGAACCCACGUACGUGAGAGGUGCUUGCUCUGACGGCUGCGCCACCGAAGCUCAAUAGGUAACUUAUCAACUAACCAAAGAUCGUCACCAUUGAGAAAAUUAUGCUUACCGGAAAUAGACUGAUUUUGAGAACACAACGCGAGCUGAAAGAAAUUCUUCAUGCAAAAAAGUUUGAAUUAUUUGUCAUCGCAGAGAUAUCUUAAACAGCGUUGUCGCUUAACGUUAAACUAAGAUUUUCACAUCUUUGGAGCAACGUGAAUGCUUAUUGCGAUGUUGGAGGGGUUAAAUAAAUUCUACCUCAUAGCAGACACCGGAUCUUUUUUCCCAAACUUAUAUAGCUAUUGGUAUAAGUUACCACAGUAAUCAUCUUGAGUUGAAAUUGAGACCCGACCGCAUCGUCAAGAUUGCCUUGUCCUCGUUUCUAAAUGUGUUUACCAGCUCACGUAUAAAACUUAAUAUAUAUUAGGCCAAACCCAGUUGUUUGUUUUGCUCGCAACGUUUCGGAAGUUGCUUCUCCCAUCAUCAGGCGUGGUGAAAGGAGGAUUUCUUUCUGUAUAUUUAACGGUUGGUUUCACUGUCAACGUAUUUGUGUUCAAUAUCCGAAAAUAUCAUUGUUAAAAGUUGAAAAUUUUCAACUUCAAAUUUUUUUCGACGGCGAGAAUUUGUGUCGGCCAAUCACACUUUACAAAAUUUUCUUUAAGGUUACAGGACACCCUUUUAGGCGUUUUGCGGAAAAUCGCUACUGCGCGCUCAAAAUCAGUCCGAUUUUCACCAGAUUUUCACCAAAUGUUAUAAGCAGUCCAUGCAAAAUAUGAUAAAGUUGUAAAAUUGACAAACAAUAAAAUAAUGUAAGAAUUAUUCAGGAAAAUCGUAAGUCGCGGUACCUUUACGCUUUUGAGUUAUGUUCCUGCUGGUUUUAAGAUAUAUUUAUGAAAAUAUCAUUUUUAUACAGUAAAAUAGUUGUCCUAAAAAAUUGUGUUCGGAAAUGUUUGUUUAUUUCGUCAUUCUGCUGAUAGGGUGAUUUCUUUGACGACUGCAAUAUAUUUCUGAAUCGUUUGUGUGAAUUGCUCCUUAUUAUUAAAAUAUCCAAAAUUAGAACAAAGCCGAACACUAUUUUGAAACUGACGUCUUUAGCUAUGUCCUGUGAAAACUUGAGAAAAAAUCGUUAAAACGCGCAGGAGCACAACUCGUUUAAAAAUCAGUAAUUGCCGUAAAAUUCUUUGGGAGGAAAUUGAAUUUGAAUAUUACAUUUUCAAUGUUUUUCUUUUUGCAAGCGAAAUGUAUUUUAUUAAAUAACUCUGCGAGUUUUCAACAUUUUUCGUCCAAACUUGGUCAGAUAGUAGAACUAGUCUAAUGCUUACAUGGAAACCAAUAAAAAAAAUUUAGGCAAAAUUAACACUCAAAGGUGUUCUGUAACCUUAAGCGAAACAUUUUCGUGAGGGGAAAUGGGCCUUAAAUCCUACGUUUUGAACGAUUUGUAAGAAAUGUUUAAGGGAACUGAUUCAGUGUUUAACACUGUGUUAGUUCCAUCAAACAUUUCUUACAAAUCCUUCAAAACCCGGCAGGGCUUACAGGAAAGGUAAAUUCAGAAGAUAUGAUACCCGAUACUAUUUUUGCCUUUUUACGACUCGUCGGUAAAUAUAAAGAUAUACAAGCUUCAGUGAAGCUAGCAAUGCCAAAUUGUAUACGCGCAAUCGCUCAAUCAGCCUCAAUGCCAAAGUAUACUUCCAGAGUGGUUUUUGAAGAACGAGGCAUGAUCACAAUAUAUAUAUAUAUAUAUAUUGUAUGAUGCAUGAAUAUUCUGAACAACCGUAUAGAAUAUUCACUGAUAUGGCUUAUUUAGGAUUUUAUCACCAGACAUGCAAGUGUUUAACCGAUAUAUAAAGGAGCACUCGGGAAAUAUAAAGAUAUACAAGCUUCAGUGAAGCUAGAGUAAAGCUAGAAAUGCCAAACUGUACACGCGCAAUCGCUCAAUGCCAAAGUAUACUUGCAGAGUGGUUUUUGAAGAACGAGGCAUGAUCACAAUAUAUAUAUAUAUAUAUAUAUAUAUAUAUAUAUAUAUAUAUAUAUAUAUAUAUAUAUAUUGUAUAAUGCAUGAAUAUUCUAUACAACCGUAUAUAUAGAAUAUUCACUGACAUGGCUUAUUUAGGAUUUUAACACCAUACAUGCAAGUGUUUAACCGAUAUAUAAAGGAGCACUCGGUAAAUAUAAAGAUAUACAAGCUUCAGUGAAGCUCAGUAGAGUGAAGCUAGCAAUGCCAAACGUAGCUACUGGAUACGUGCAACUGAUCGCUCAAUGCCAAAGUAUACUCUUUAUAUAAAGAUACCAAAUUCAAGGAAGCAAAAAAUGCCGAAGUAUAAGUAUACCUGUAGUCGUAGACUGCAUUUUUGAAGAACAGGCAUCAAUAUAUAUUACGGCAGGGCUUACAGGAAAGGUAAAUUCAGAAGAUAUGAUACCCGAUACUAUUUUUGCCUUUUUACGACUCGUCACGAAAUUCGUGAACCACAUCAGCACAACAUCAUAUGAAGACUAGGCAGUGCAAACUUUAUGUAAGCAAGUUCGUAAAUUCAGAAGAGAUAAUACCCGGUACUAUUUUUGCGUUUUUACGACUCGUGACGAAAUUCGUGACGAGUUAUAUCGACUUGUACCUUGCGAUGGAUUUCACGACUCGUGACAACUUGUAACGAGUCGUGAAAUCGUGACGAGUUAUAUCAACUUGUACCUUGCGAUGGAUUUCACGACUUGUGACAACUUGUAACGAGUCGUGAAAUGCGGGAGUAUUGGACAUGUAUGUAGAAAUAUGGCAAUGAAUUGAUGCUGAUAAUUAUGCAGUAUAUUGGUUUGACACGAACACGUACGGAUCUUUUUAAUGCAUCUAAUCAGAUACGACAGUAACCAUCACAUUGCAUUUCCGGUGCGUUUGCCUGGGACGUGACAACAUUCAAAAAGUCAAUGUGUAACUAUAUGUUUAAUUUUUUGGGUUAGAUAGAUAUGACAAUAAUACCAAAACGUGACGUUAACAUAUACCAUUACGCACCCAACUACUUUCUGCCUCACCAUACACAUGCGUGUACUUGGGUAUAAAACGUUCACUGUCAGUUUCCGUUGCGGCAAGGAUAUUAUAAUACAAUGUGCUUCGUUGUACUGCAGUUCUGUUAAAACAAUAUAUAAUGGUAUAUUUCGAUAUACUAUCGUAUUAUAUUCUAAUUAGACUAAGUACGCAUGAAAUUACUAAAAUAAAUAGUGCUACGACUUUUACCGAUUAAAAAAUCUGAACUAGAAUAACAAUUACCCAAAGACAAAUUACAGUAAGAGAAAUCAAUUUCCAGCAUAAUAAUAUACAUGAAAAAAUUGCUCAACUGUUCUGAUUGGCUAAGGGCAAUGUGAACAAAGAGGUUUGCAAUUUCCUGGUUUUGGCACAUUCUUCCGUGAGAACGGUUUUUAUAAAAUGUGAGGCUAGCCAUCUCAAUUUUUAGUUAUACGACAGCUGUGGAAGAGGAAACAUCAAACAAACAAGGAUUCGCUCAACUCAGUACUCAAGAGAAAUAAAGAAAUCUCAUCAAAGACUUCUGUAA